Trypanosoma cruzi is the source of this 622-nucleotide messenger RNA. RefSeq names its product mucin-associated surface protein (MASP), putative. The record is from RefSeq and is a predicted model, not a curated record. The transcript has a single exon. NCBI's taxonomy places the organism in Eukaryota, Euglenozoa, Kinetoplastea, Trypanosomatida, Trypanosomatidae. The annotation marks the transcript as partial.
AUGGCGAUGAUGAUGACUGGCCGUGUGCUGCUGGUGUGUGCCCUCUGCGUGCUGUGGUGCGGUUUUUCUGGAAUUGCGGCCGAUUUUGUCGGCAGUACCAAUGGCAGUGCGGGUGAGUAUUGGGUCUCGUGGUGGAUCACUCAGCUGCGGAAGGAAUGCGCGGAGGAGGUCAUCAGGAGGACGGGAGGCAGGACGAAUGUGUCUGCCGUUGAGGAAUGCGUGCGUCAGGGGAUGGACGGUGUGCGUGCCGUUUUGGAUGGCCGCAGCCGUUGGAGGCCUCAACGCUCUGCCGUUGUUGUUGUUGUUGUUGCUGCUGAAGAUGGUGGGGAUCCUGUCAAAAACGGCGACAGUUCGGAACGGUCAUUUUCAUCGGAGCAGAGUUUGCAGGCGGGACGAGUUUUACCAGCAGGAGGAGGAGGAGGAUCUGGAAGUUUGCCGGGAGGUGAGGGUGGCACGGGAAAUAACCCACCACCGCCACAUUCUCCUCCAACAGGACCAUCUCUACCGACUCUACCAGAAAAACAGGCAUCAUCAGCAGCAGCAGCAGAAGAAGAGGAAGAAGGAGUAAAAUCAGAUCCAAAAAACAAUGAAAAUAACCCGGGAGAAAGACUACAAGAUCGAC